Messenger RNA from Oenanthe melanoleuca, 5414 nucleotides. RefSeq names its product ankyrin repeat and SOCS box containing 11 (gene ASB11). NCBI's taxonomy places the organism in Eukaryota, Metazoa, Chordata, Aves, Passeriformes, Muscicapidae. The transcript has 8 exons. Gene Ontology annotation, molecular function: protein binding. Gene Ontology annotation, biological process: positive regulation of protein catabolic process; protein ubiquitination; intracellular signal transduction. The record is from RefSeq and is a predicted model, not a curated record. The coding region runs from base 448 to 1332 and encodes 294 amino acids.
ACAGGAAGGUAUCACAACACAUGGUGUGGGGUGGCCACCCAAAGCAGGGAGAUUAAGAUCUGGCCAAGGGAAAUACUGCAGCCAAGCAUUUUUGACAAAGCCUUUAUGAAGCCUGUAUAUAUGUGGGCAGGUCUUGGUUAUUAAUCUAUUUUUUAUUCUCUAGAAUAUAAUUCUAAUAAUUUAUUACUGUAAUUUUUUUCCAAGCACCUUUUUGCAAUCAUAAUCUGACACGUGGUGAACAGCAGUUUUUGCAUCAAGCAGGUUCUUAUUGAGGUGCCUGGAAAUUCAACAGGCUGUAACAUAUUUUUAUCUGCAAGUUUCCAUUUGCAGAAAGCCAUUAAGGAUAAUCUUACAAAAUUGAAGCAGCAGCAGCAGGGCUGUGUAGCUCCUCUGUAGGCAUUAAAAAAGAGCAUUUUCAGUCAUGUCACUCCCAGCUGAGAGGGGGAGAUGUGCCCCAUAUGGGAACUAUAUUUGCCACACGUUUCAGGGAGAUCUGCUUUUGCUGCAUCCCUGAAUGAGUUCCAUGCCUUUGCUGUUUCAGGCAGCUGGGCAGACCGGUCCCCUCUCCAUGAUGCUGCCUUCCAGGGACGCCUGCUCUCUCUGAAAACCUUGAUUGCACAGGGUUUCAACGUGAACCUGCUGACCACAGACCGGGUGUCAGCUCUGCACGAAGCCUGCCUGGGUGGGCACGUGGCCUGUGCCAAGGUGCUGCUGGAAAACGGGGCCCAGGUGAACGCAGCCAGCGUGGACGGGGUGACCCCUCUGCUCAACGCCUGCUGCAGUGGCAGCGCAGCCUGUGUCAGCGUGCUGCUGGAGUUCGGGGCCAGGGCACAGCUGGGGAGCCACCUGCCUUCGCCCAUCCACGAAGCAGUCAAGAGAGGUCACAGGGAGUGCAUGGAGACCCUCCUGGCCCAUGAGGUUGACAUUGACCAAGAAGACCCUCAGCACGGCACCCCUCUCUACAUGGCCUGCACCUACCAGAGAACAGAAUGUGUCAAGAAGCUUUUGGAGCUAGGAGCCAGUGUGAACGUGGGGAAGAGACUGGACACCCCCCUGCAUGCAGCAGCCAGGAAAUCCAGUGUGGAGAUAGUUGUCCUGCUGGCAGACUAUGGUGCUAACCCAAAAUUAAGAAAUGCUGACCUCAAAUGUGCCCUGGAUCUUGCCACACCCCACAGCAAAGUGGAGCAGGCGCUUCUGCAGCGGGAAGGUCCGGCCAGCCUGGCCCAGCUGUGCCGCUUGUGCAUCAGGCGGCGCCUGGGUCGCUCCUGCCUCUCCGCAGUGCACAGGCUGCGCCUGCCCGAGCCGCUGCAGGACUUCCUCCUCUACAGGUAGGGCUCUGGCUGCCCUCAGACUGCAAAGGAAACUGCAACAAAUGGCUGCUUACUCCAAGAUCAUUGUAGCAAAGAAAAACAUUCAAAGGCGUCAUUAACUGUCAUUGGCUGCUGUGUGACUGUGAAAAUUGAAAACUCCUCUUCACAGGCAGUGGAUGGUACUCUGGAUACAGUGCCCUCACAAUCUAUUGCCACAUCGACUGACACCAGCCUGGGAAGUCCCAUAAACAGCUCACUUGACACGUCUGUAGAUGCAUAUGCACAUGUCCACUCACCCACACACACACAGAGAUUUCCUCUGCAUUUAGGGCAAUGUUUAUUUGUGCACUAUCUGUGCAGCAUCUUUCUUCCCUUUGUCUAUCCAAUCUCAAUGCCAAAUUCAAGGCAGUGGGUGUUUUUCUUCCAUUAGUAUGUGAAAAUGAAAGCUUUCAGUGAGGAACAUCAGACAUACACAAUGUACUGCAUGUCUUCUAUCAGCUUUGAUUUUGCAUCCUUUCAUCUCCUUCCUAUUGUCUAUCAAUUUCCAGCAGUCUCUGGCUGCCCAGCCACUGUACAUCCCUGAGCACAGCUGUUCCCAGUGGUAACACAUCUUGUCCUUGGAGGUACAAGUGGUGUUAUGAAAGCAAGUGCAGGGUUUUCAAGUAAACCCACAAAAAUGUGUCAAAGUCUUAAAAAACCCUUUUGUCUCUUCUAGAAAAAAAAUCCCUCCAAAGUUUUAUCACCUGAGAUCUGGCUGCAUUCAUUACAUGAACAUUUUCUCUUAGCUUAAUUUCAUGACAGAACUGCAAAGAUUUUUCUAGGCAUAGUAGGUGAUAUUUCAAUGUCCAUCCUUUGCAAAGUUUAAAGAAAAGCAGAGGAGUUCUCCUUCUUUUGGCUUUGCAUGCUUGACAUUUCUCAAGGUAAGUCCUUGGAUUGUGGAGCUGGAGAGAAGCAAGGCCACUAAAGACAAUUGUGCAUCACCCGAAUGUUGUCCUUUUGGGAUUGGAUUGUUAAUGGGUAAAUGUUGGAUUUUCCUCACCAGGAGUGGUUUGCAGGCUUGUCUGCUCCCUCACUCCCUAUUCUAGAGGUUUUAAUUACCUCCCUAGGACAAAGGAUUUUUUUAGAGUGUUAUAAACUUGUCCAUUGUCUAUUAGUUUAAAUAAUGUGGGGAUUAGUAGCUUGGAAACAGCAGGGCUGAAAGCAGACACCUUUUUGACUUAAGAAAUGUGGGAUCCAGUGAUAGUUGCUGUUCCUGUUUGAAUUCAUAAAAGUUUAUUUUGUUUUUCCUGGGGAGAUUCUUCCAGGGGACAAAACAUUUCUUCAGAGCCAGGUUUUGGUAAACUUCUGCCGUGAGACAGGCAGUAGUGUUUCAUUAGCUGUAGUAGACUGAGAAGCAGAAUUAAAAGCAGUCUGUCUCCAUUUUGCUCAACUUCACAGGUUCUAGAGGCUGCUGACACAUUUUCAGGCUGUGAAAUGUAGUGGUUUCUUUAUGAGUUAGGCAUACUGGCACCAAUUUUCACUGCCCAUACAUCUUAAUUCAGAGGGAAUUGGGCUGCUGGAGCCUGGACACAGGACUGGCUUCCAGCAGCAGUGAAGCUCCUGCCCCUGCUCCAGCAGCAGCAGUCUCUGGUUCAGUGCUAAUCCCUUAAUGUCACCAUGACAGUUCUCUGAGACAAAGGUCCAAUGUUUCCCAUACUUCUUUAUGAUUAAUCCAGCACUAGUAAGAUAAAUUGAGCUCUCAGCAGCUCAUGAGACUGGACCUUCAACAUUACAGCCAAAAAUGGAUGCAGUUUUCAGCCUCUGUUUGCACACAUUGAAUGUUAUCUGAUGGCAAGAGAUAUUACCCAUAAAGUUGUCAGUGACAUCAAUGACCUUGUAUGGUAUAAAACUUCAUGAGUCUCAGAGAUUUGAACACUAAAUUCUCAAGAGCCUUUGAAAAUCAAAUACUAUCAAGAAAGAAAUGUCUGUAUUAAUCUGAUGUCAGCAGAUCUCUCUCAGUUCUAUCUUUACUGCAAACUCACCUGCUCUGCUAAGAGGGUGGCAGUGAGAAUACCCCCUGCUCUCUGAAUGGAGAGACAGCCUCAGAUGUGUGAGCUGCCAGACUUGCACUGCAAUCAAGGGACUAAGGCAAUUUAUGGGAUCUAUUUCAGAAUGUGUAAUGCUGAAUUGAUUUCCUUCUGCAAUCAUCAAUGAAAGCAGUAUUUCACUUGCAUAGGAUUUUAAAUUGAAAAAAUAUAUCUCCAUUAAGAAAAUGCAGUCUUUUCAGCCUCUCAGAAAGUUUUAUCUCAAGAAGCAGGAGAAAGUGCCCUAUAUUUAUUCCUGAUAUUAGCUUGCUAUGAAAAAAAAUCACCUUACCUUUUCUUCCUGGAGACAUCAUUCUCUCUGAAAUUCUGUAAAUCAGAGUGUCUGACAGCCUUAAUAAAUCAGAGGAGAAGUUCAGAAGUCCUGAGAUUAAGAAAUUUAAUUAGAAACUUUACCUAGACUUCCUUGCUCUUACUUCAAAAUGUGAAGUCUUCCAUUUAAUUCUCAUGGACUGUGCUUUGUGUCAUAACAAUGCAUGGAAAUACUGAGGAAAUAGCUGGAGGAAGUAUUUCAUUUUUUUUUCAAAAAUGCCAUCUCAUGUGAGGAUAAGGAAAGACUGGGGCAGUUUUCUAUGAGGUUAUUGACUCUGAGUGAUUUUUCAAAAUGAGUUUGGAAAACAUCUGUCAGCUGCUUUUCUGAAGGUGAGGGAAGAGCAACUAAUCUCACAAGGUCUCCUUUAGAACAAGUGGUGUCUUCUCUGUCAUUCCAUGUUCAUUGACUGAAAUCAGUUAUUUGGGUAAGGUAUGGCUUUCCUGGGGAUACAGACAUUUUUAUGUGCUGCAAUUCCACUGCUAUACAGUGCUCUCUCAGUCUCUUGCCAAAAUCUGGCUCCACAGGUUUCCCUGUAGCUUGAGGUUAAUUUUUCCCAGUUUUCUCUGCAGCAUUCUGGUCAAUGGGCCAUGUCCUCAGGGACAUACAACACUGGGUAUAAAUAGACCAACACAUUUUGGGAGGGCUUAAUAAACAAUACUUCUUAAGGUAGCUAGGAAAAGAAGUUUCAUUCUGAUUUGGCUCCAAAAAGAUCUCUGUUUAGACCUCCUGCCCAGCCUGUUGUGUUCAAGGUGACCUCUGUUCCUACAGUGCAACUCUGCUAUUGGCAUUAAACAAUCCUCCAUCCUCUCCAGGACUCAACUUCUCACAGCACAUCUGCCAGUCCCUGAAUUUCUGUCUGUCCAGCAUGCCCAGUUAAAUCUGCCAUUCAGAGAGUGAAAUUUAAAAGUGUAGGGACAUGCCAGACUGCUGAAACUUGUUGCUGUACUGUAGGAGCUGAAAUUCCCCUUGUCUGCCUUGAGGUGCCAACACCCACCUUCCCAGGCAGAUGCAGGCUGUGAGGGAGGCUGUCUGUCUGUCUGUCUGUCCACCUGUGUGCUCUCUCUUUUUGUGAUGGGACUUGCCUGUGCCACUUUGGGCAGUGGGACAGGAGGAUUUUCUCCUCCUGACUCUGUCUUCCCCCAGGGCACUUGAGCCUGGCCAAAGUCCUCCUCAAGGCACUGAGAUUUCUUCUCUCCACACAUGCUAGAAAUAAAUGUUGUGUUUUCCCUGUGCAAACCCCUGAAAACAAGGUCAGUGUCCCCUUGGUGACACUCUGCAGGACAGGGCACAGGGGCUGCCCAGCACCUUUCUCUCCCAAUCCUGACCUUCUCCUGCAGCACAAUCCUGCUGUCAGCAUUUAACACCCUCCAGCCUUUAUUGGUUUGAAAAUAUUAGUGCUGUGUCCCAGCAUGGCAUUAGGGCAAGUCUGAUAAAAAUGAAAAUGAAAUAUAUUCACUGACUCUUAGCUGAAAAAUCUCUCUGACCUGGAGUGAUGGUUCUUAAUGCCUUUGUGUAAUUAUUUUUUCAGAAAUUAGCAUUUCCCACAUGCCAAUUGCUCCUCACUUUUUUUUUUCUUUUAAUGUUCUGAGUGAGAUGUAUAUUAUUGUCAAAUACAGAUUAUUCCACACAGAAUUUCUACCUAAUUUGAUUUUUAUUUCUUGAAAGUUCCUUUAUUCUUAAAUUUUAUACUAUUCGUAGAAACUAUGUACA